This is a messenger RNA of Phytophthora infestans T30-4, 1020 nucleotides long. Its product is annotated as glutathione S-transferase, putative. The coding region runs from base 1 to 1020 and encodes 339 amino acids. Gene Ontology annotation, biological process: glutathione metabolic process. Gene Ontology annotation, molecular function: glutathione transferase activity. The transcript is spliced from 6 exons. The record is from RefSeq and is a predicted model, not a curated record. NCBI's taxonomy places the organism in Eukaryota, Oomycota, Peronosporomycetes, Peronosporales, Peronosporaceae.
AUGGUGUCAGAGUCGCUCGUUGGUGUUAAAAUGCUCAUCUCGGAGAUUGCAUACCGUACUCCAGACGAAGCUGCUAAGACUGAGAAGACAAAGAAACAGCUGAGGGAAAGCGUGCAUAAGACAUUCAAAGUGCUGGAUGGAUUCAUCCAGAAGAAACCCUUCUUCCUGGGCGACAAGAUGACGUACGGAGAUCUGCAGCUCUACGACCUGACUAAGAAUGGACUCGCUCUACUCCACUCAACCGAUCGCAAGCCGACCACGAUGACCCAGCCUCAGAUUAAGCUCACCUACUUCGACGGCAAGGGCCGCGCCGAGCUUUCACGCUUGAUCUUCAGCUAUGCUGAAAUCGCCUUCACGGACGACCGUAUCACGCACUCUGACUUCGCGGCUCUCAAGCCGACACUGCCGCUUGGCCAAGUGCCCGUCCUAGAGCUGGACGGCACGGUUUACGGCCAGAGCAUGGCUAUCGCUCGCUACGCUGCCAAGAUCGCUGGCUUGUAUCCUAGUGAUGCGACCGAGGCUCUGAAGGUUGACGUGUUCUCGUGCUCGCUGGAAGACCUCGAGGGCCCCAUCGUGGAUUUCAUGCUGAAGACGUCGGAUGAAACCGAGAAGGCCCAGAAGAAAAAAGUGUUUGUCGAAGAGAUGCUGUCGCUCGCCGAUUUGCAAUUCCUCGACUUCGUUGACAACAAACUUAAGUGGGCGUUCCCUGACUUCAAGGUGGACGGCUUCCCCAAGCUCACGGCGCUGCUGAGCAAUGUCAAGGCGGAGCCCAAGAUUGCCACCUACCUGUCGAAGCACCACAUCAAUCCACUCCUUGAGCAGCUCGCUAUCAACCCAAGCUCGGGGAACUUACCACUUGCAUUUAAGGCACAGACACGACUCGCUAUGUUCCAGGUCAACGAGGCUUACGCGUCCUACGAGACCACGCAUACGUCGUACCUCACAAUGCUGUACACCGUGUACACCCUGUACCACGUGUAUCGCCAAAAGGGUCCACAAUGGGCCAUUAUUAGCUUCUAG